AUGGCCCUGAAGUCGAAUACCACUCUUGCAAUAGUGCGGAUUGUUUGGAGAAUCAAUUACUUGGAACAGGCGAUCAGCACUUUCUGGGAGGGGUCAGUCGUGUCGAAGGGGGCACUCCUAAAACCUCAGCGCAACUGGCCUGGCUUACAGCCACGACGACUGCUUAUGCUCUUGGCGAGGACGCAGCCAAGCCUCAAGGACCUCGCUGCCGCUGCUGCGGGCCUUAGCGCCGAGAGUGGCAGCAGCGACAGCUGCGGGGGUUGCAUAGGAACCCCGCAUUCGCUUUCCAACACUAGCCUUGGUCUCACCCAUGCUGGUGUCGUAGCUACCGCGGCGCCACGGCCGAAUGCGGCUCCACCAGGUUGCGAUCUGGAUCCAUCACCACCACACGCUGAAACCUCUCAUACAGUCGCCCAAGCCCAAGUUCACAGAUACGGAAGCGGUAUGCUGUCGGCAGGAGAAAGCAAGCAGCAGCAGCAGCAGCAUAACAACCUAAUGCUAAGAGGAGAAGAGCUGCAGCGGAACGCCAAGCGCGCUGCCGCCGCCGCGGCAACUGCCAACGGCGCCUUUGCGACUUCUCACCACGGCAUUGUGGAAGCCGCGUUGCAGCAGCUACAAAUGCUGGCGGCCUCACAGGACAUGGGCUGUGUGACAGGUGAUGCAAGAGAUGCUGGCAGUGAUGAUGGCGGUGGCGGCGGCAACGGCGCGGCUGCAGGCGCCGCAACUGCAACUGGCUCCCAGCUCCAGUCCGGCGCUGCACCUGCCGCCAGGCCGCGAAUUGGGCGUGGCGGAAGCUACAACUCAUCUCCUGGCGGGCAACUCCCCGCAACCGCGCCAUAUGACCUGCUGGGCGAGCAGCAAGGCGCCGCGGCGGGAGGUGGUGCCGGCGGUGUGCACGACGGGCCGAUGCACGUCCGGAGAUCCAGCAGUAUGGGGACCGCCGCCGCCGCAGCGGCGGCGGCACUAGCAGCGGCAGCAGCAGCAGACUGCGUUGAUGGUGAUGGGGGCGAUUUUGCAACAGGGCAGGGUCGAUGGCCACGCCGCAAGCAAGGCAAGCUUUCUGCCACCUCAGACCUGCUAGGUGACGAGCUGUCUCCUGACGACGGCGGCGGCGGUGGUGGCGGCGGCGGUGGUGACGGCGGCGGUCGUCAAGGUGGAGAAGGUCCCCAAGGGGGACACUCUGAUGGGCCGUCGCGGGCUGCCGCAGCCGCCGCUGCCGCCGCUGCGGUCCUCUCCGGUGCCAGCAGCGCCCAACAGCAACAGCACCAAGGCCUCAACCUGCACGGCAGCGGCAACGGCAGCGGCAGCGGCGCUGCUAAGGCCGGGGCCGCCGCUGGCGGCGGCGGGCGCGGCGCACGGGCCGCGGCGGUAGCGGCCCGUCGGUGUACCCCCACGGCUGAGGCUCCUGACGUCGGCGGCCUUGAUAUCGACGACGGCCAGGACGGCGCCGGCGCGCUGGGCGGCGGCGCAGCGAUGCCGUCGGAGCUGCCGCCGCCAGUGGAGGUGACGGUGGCAGUGCGCGUAGGCAGCGGCCGCGCGUCUGAGGAGGAUUUGCGGUACGGCAACGGCAGCUACGUUCGGGGCCCUGCAUGCGGUGUCUUUGAGCCGGCGCUUUACAUGAGUCGCAUGGACUGCAUUCGCUACCACGGACAACUCAUAAGUAGGAGCCAUUUCGAAAAAAUCGGCGGCAGUAACAUGGCCAAGUGGUACCGGUCCAUCCGCGUGUUGCCUGAUUUGGAGCCGCUGGGCGAGUGGCUGGAGCGCCACGGCAUGCCAGUUACCAAGGGACCCGCGCGGCGCUACCGCCCUCGCAAGCAACCCGGCGGUGGCGGAGGCGUCUCGAACGACGGCGGAGGCGAGGCUAGCGGCGGUGGCGGAGGCGAGGUAGAGGUGGCGGCGCCCAUCAAGUACCGGGCCGGGUCGGGUGAGGUCUGCUCGUCGUCCUGUGGCGGAGGCGGCGCAGGAGCAGCAGCGCAGCGGUCACAUGGCGCCGCCGUACACCUCCUUCAACAGCAGCAACAUCUGCAGCAGCAGCAGCAAUUGCUACAGCUCCAGGAGAUAGCGGCGGCGCGGCAUCAGUACGGUGAGGUGGCGGACCCGGGAUCGAUCCCCGGUGUCGUGAAGCUGGAGAAUGGCGGAGCCGCAGGCGGUGGCGGCGCGGUGACGCCGGAGCUGCCGCAAUCUGCGGCGGCGGCGGCUGGUGCCCCUAGCGAGGAUGAGGCGGAGGGUACGGCAGCGCUCAUCUCUCUGAGCAUGCAGGUCGCGAACGGCAGUACGGCGGCACCGAAGGGCCUCCGUAACGGCGGCGGCGCCGCCGCGGACACGAGUUCUGCACAGCGGUUGAUGCAGCGGCGGCAGCCACCUCCGCCGGCGCUGCAGCCGCCGCCGCAGCCGCCGGGUCGGCAGCGGGGUCCGCAGUCACAGUAUCCGAGCGGCGGCGGCGGCGGCGGCGGGGGGGAGGCCCUAGGAAAGUUUGAGAUCGAGGGUGAGGGUGACGGCGAGGUGCCGGUCAGGGCUGGGGCGACGGAAGCAGACGGUGCACCUGGCGGAGGCGGCGGAGGUAGUGGCGGUGGAGGGGGGAAUUUCCAGCAGCUUCGUACGGCAAUGCGCGGCGGCGGCACGCCGGUUGACGGACCGUUGGGUCGCGCGCCGCCGCCAUCACGAAGCGCGGGGCCCCCGCAAUGUGCCAAGGACGUCGCGGCGGCUAUGGUUGCCGCCGCCGCCGCCAGGGCUGAGGCGGCAGCGGCGGCACCGCAGCCGCCACCGCAGCACCAGCAAUUGUCCUUGGGUGGCCCGUCCGCCGCGGCAGCGGCGCGGCGACGGGCGAUUGCUGGGAAUCCGGUUUCGGAGGAUGUCCCCGAGUUUGUGAAUCACGUCGGGACCUCCGGGGAGCCCGGAUACGCGCGUACCAGUGGGUACGGCGACGAGGUGGAUGAUGGCGAGGAGGAGUACGGCGGGUACAACCUGCCCGCAUGGCAAUGUGGUGGCGGCCCGGGGGCCCGGGCUGCACCAGACGACCCGGGUUUCGGAGCUAACGCGAUCGGCAGGCAUAGCGCCUCGAGGCUGCAUGGCGGAGGCGGAGGCGGCGGCCCGGCCUCCGUCAGCUUAGACGGCGUUUUGCAACAUCUGCCGCCGCCGCCGCCGGGGGGUUACCCACCCGCCGCCGCCGCCAGGGGUGCCGCCCGUGACCUCCCGCCGCAUUUGAUGCACGCGUUGUACGGAAGGGUUAGCGAACAUGAUGGCACCGGUGACACCUGGGCUGGCGACGGUGACCCCGGGCAGUACGGCGGCGAGUACGGCGAGGAGGAAAUGGAUGCCGAGGACGAGCAGCUCCAGGCGCACCUAAUGUCGGUGGGUGCGCCGGCGCUGCUGCUCAGUAUUCAGUUGGAGCAAGCCGAGUUGUACGACAAGCUGCGACGGUUGGAACGGGUACGCCGGCGCCUGGAGGCUAUACAGCAGCAGCAGGAACGACAGCAGUCGUUACUUCGUUCGUCUGGCUCUAACUUGGAGUCCGCCGGCGGCGGCCGUCGAGGCCCCGCAACGAGGUACGACGUCAUGGAACAGCACCCCGCCGCCGCUGCCGCCGCCGUCGCACUGGACGAGCGCGUCGGCCGCCGUGUUGGCGGCAAGAGGCCCCGUACAAGCGACGUCGCGCAUGGCGUCUACCUGGGGGGAGGAGUACGGGACUUGGACGAUGAUCUGUACGGCCUGCACGACAGCGGCGGCGGCGGUGCACUUGAUGCUUUGAGGCUUGCGGAGAUGUACGCUGCGGGGCCGCCGGCGGCGGCGAGUGGCGGCGGCGGCGGGGGUAUGCACCUUGGCCGCAGCGCAAUGACGGGGGCGGCGCUGCCGCUAGUACGGAUCGUACACCGGUCGCAGCUGCCUGCUCGUGGCGGUGACGCCAGGGAGAUGGCGAUUCUGUCCGAAGAUAACGACGUGUACGGAAACGGGUACGGCGGCGAGGGCCUGGCUCUCAGGGGGGAGCUGGCGGAGGCAGUAGCGCGGCUGCCGCCGUCGGCGCAUGCAGUACUACGGCAGCAAGCAUGGCAGCGCAUGCAGUCGCGCGCCGACGCGGGGCCCCCGCUGCCGCCGCAGCCGCCAGGUAACAGAUCGCAUCAUGCGGCUGGCGGCGGCGGCGGUGGCGGCGGCGGACCGCCCUCUGAGGAUCCGCGCGCCGCCGCGUACUACGCCGCACAGCUUGCUGGAGGCGGGCCGCGUAGCCGUGCCGUUGUGGGGUACGGCCGCCGCCAACGAGGCGAUGAACCCGGCGGGGGCGGCGCCGCCAGUGCUGCGGCCACGAGGGGAUAUGAAGAUGACUGGGAGCAGGUGGAGAGAGGAAUGUACGAGCGAGCUCGGGUGUGA
Molecule: messenger RNA, 4362 nt
Organism: Volvox carteri f. nagariensis
Lineage: Eukaryota; Viridiplantae; Chlorophyta; Chlorophyceae; Chlamydomonadales; Volvocaceae
Gene: rlsD
Product: RegA-like protein RlsD
Exons: 5
Coding region: 1-4362 (1453 amino acids)
Source: RefSeq, a predicted model, not a curated record